GUUUAUUAACAGAAAAUAACCGUGUCGUGUGUCAAAUACUAUAAUUAUUUCAUGUGUAUUAUUUUAUUGUAUGUGAUACAACGAUGUACUUAGGCAUUUUAUUUAUUACAUUUACUUGCUUUAUUCAAACUCUACAUACAGAACGAAAUAUUCCUAUUGUGAUAACGACUUGGAACUUUACAAAUGCCACUAUAAAAGCAUGGGAAGUGUUAAAAGAAGGCGGAGUAGCAUUGGAUGCAAUUGAGCAGGGAGCAGCGAUCUGCGAAGAGCAACAGUGCGAUGGCACAGUUGGCUACGGUGGUAGCCCUGAUGAAAAUUCCGAGACUACUUUGGAUGCCCUUAUAAUGGACGGGAGAACAAUGAAUGUUGGAGCUGUUGGAUCUUUGCGGGGUAUUAAGAAUGCUAUAUCAGUGGCUCGACAUGUUUUAGAACACACAAAGCAUUCCUUCCUAGUUGGGGAACUGGCUACUCAAUUUGCCGUCCAAAUGGGCUUCCAUAAAGAAAGUCUGGUUACUCCUGAAUCUAAGGCAAUGUGGAAAAAAUGGUUUAACGAGGACCAUUGUCAACCCAAUUUUUGGCUGAAUGUCAAACCAGAUCCAAGACAGUCAUGUGGUCCUUACAGCAAACUUGAAGAUAAAAACUUUGAAGUGGAUGCUAAAGGUCAUAUCAAUGUAGACAGGUUCAAUCAUGACACGAUUGGCAUGGUAGCCAUCGAUACCAAUGGAGAUAUUGCUGCUGGUACUUCAACAAAUGGAGCUAAAUUUAAAAUACCAGGGAGGAUUGGUGAUUCACCUAUACCUGGAUCCGGCGCUUAUGCAGAAAAUGCUGUAGGUGGGGCUGCUGCUACAGGUGAUGGUGAUGUAAUGCUUCGGUUUCUGCCUAGCUUUUUAGCAGUGGAGGAGAUGCGCCAUGGGUCUUCACCAGACGUGGCAGCGCGGGUGGCAGUUGAAAGAAUAUCGGGCUACUAUCCAGAUUUCAUGGGAGCUGUUGUAGCUUUAUCAAAAGAUGGGAAGCACGGUGCUGCGUGUCAUGGUAUCACCUCCUUCCCUUACGUUGUUUAUGAUAAGAGUCAAGAAACUUAUACUGUUAUCAAAGUAGACUGUUCGUGAUAUGACAAUGAAUCAUGUAAAAUAGUAUAAAUAAUAAAUAUAUGACGUUGUAUUAUACUGAA
Molecule: messenger RNA, 1171 nt
Organism: Ostrinia furnacalis (Asian corn borer)
Lineage: Eukaryota; Metazoa; Arthropoda; Insecta; Lepidoptera; Crambidae
Product: N(4)-(Beta-N-acetylglucosaminyl)-L-asparaginase
Exons: 6
Coding region: 84-1109 (341 amino acids)
Biological process (GO): protein deglycosylation
Cellular component (GO): cytoplasm; lysosome
Molecular function (GO): N4-(beta-N-acetylglucosaminyl)-L-asparaginase activity
Source: RefSeq, a predicted model, not a curated record